This is a messenger RNA of Colletotrichum aenigma, 1062 nucleotides long. RefSeq lists its product as uncharacterized. NCBI's taxonomy places the organism in Eukaryota, Fungi, Ascomycota, Sordariomycetes, Glomerellales, Glomerellaceae. The coding region runs from base 1 to 1062 and encodes 353 amino acids. The transcript has 4 exons. The record is from RefSeq and is a predicted model, not a curated record.
AUGUUCGAUCCUUGGAGGCGGUCAGAACUUGUCAAGGCGCUCGAAAACCUGGGGACAAUGGACCCGGCAGAAUGGAGAAUUUGUUUCUUCAUCGACGGCCUCGAUGAAUACAGCGGCGACCAAUUCGAACUGGCCAACGACAUUUUGCGCAUGGGGAGAUCGCCAAACAUCAAGAUAUGCGCCUCGAGCCGGCCCUGGAACGAGUUCACCGAUGCCUUCGAGCAUUCAGAGUGGAAACUAUAUCCGCACGAUCUCACGCGGGACGAUAUUCAGAUGUCUGUCAAAGACAACCUUCGGGACUCCGACAAUUUCAAGAGGCUCCAGCAGAGCGACGGGGUGUUUUCCUCUGGGUUUUUCCUCGUUGUGCGAUCCCUCCUCCAUGGGCUCAUGAAAGAGGAUGACAUCCAGGAUCUCCGGAAGAGGCUGCGAGGGUUCCCCACCGAUCUCAAAGAAACAUUCAGUCAGAUGCUGAACAACAUAGAUGAGUCCUACCGGAAGCGGACUGCGCGGUUGUUUCUCACUCUGACCCACGCGGCGACUUCGUUCCCGGUUCUUGCCUUCCACUUCAUGGAUUUUGGCGACAAAGCCCCGUCCAAAGAACCUCUAUCUUUCCUGAGGUAUUGGCCGGACGUCGACAAGAAUGCUGAGCUGUUGCAGGCGAUGGAUCGCAAGAAGCGACAACUGAUAGGACAGACUGUUGUCGACUUCAUCCAGACUAGAGACAUACGAGCGCAGCUUGAAGACGCCGCGGAGGACUUUGGCCCUGACAAAGUUCUCCUCGACGCCAACGUCGGCCAGCUUGGAUCCUUGAUACACCAGCACCGACUCUCAUACAUCCGCCCACGCUUAGGCCAGUGGGUUCUGGGGGCUCUGUACUAUGCCCGCAAAAUAGAAGUUAUCACCAAUACCCCUACGGUAGAGGCACUGGACGACCUUGAGAACGUCAUCAUGACCGCGUUUGCAAAAUGGGAUUUCGAGCACGCCAUGACUGCGCUGCUCCCGGACGUCCCCAAGUCAACUUGCGCUGGUCCCAUGUCGUCCUUCAUGGAUCUUGUUUUUUAG